Messenger RNA from Auxenochlorella protothecoides, 1917 nucleotides. Its product is annotated as Sugar phosphate exchanger 2. Gene Ontology annotation, biological process: transmembrane transport. Lineage: Eukaryota; Viridiplantae; Chlorophyta; Trebouxiophyceae; Chlorellales; Chlorellaceae. The coding region runs from base 1 to 1917 and encodes 638 amino acids. Gene Ontology annotation, molecular function: transmembrane transporter activity. The record is from RefSeq and is a predicted model, not a curated record. The transcript has 14 exons.
AUGGACCCCUGGGCAUACUCCGCGCCCUGGGGACACAGGCUGCUGGAAAAGGUCGCCGGCGGGCGGGGCUUCUCCCUCAAGGCAAACAGGUUCCUGGUGCUGGGCCUCACCUUUCUGUGCUACACCUCGUACCAUGCCUCCCGCAAACCGCCAUCUAUUGUCAAGGCGGUCCUGCACGGCAGCGGUGGAAACCCAAAACCCACCGACGCCCUGGCAGCAGGCUUUCUCGGGAGGGCCGAGGACGCAGGGGGGUGGGCUCCAUUCAACGACCCCAAGCAGGGCAAUGCGCUGCUGGGGGCUCUGGACCUCUCCUUCCUCGCAGCCUAUGCCAUCAGCAUGUUUGGUGCUGGGCACAUUGGAGACCGCGUGGACCUGCGAUACUUCCUCACCGGGGGAAUGAUCGGCAGCGGCACCUGCGUCAUCCUCAUGGGCGCAGCCUACUUCCUCAACAUCCACACGCUCGGCUACUUCAUCGCCGUGCAGAUCGUGGGAGGCUUGCUGCAGGCCACCGGCUGGCCCAGUGUGGUCAGCGUGAUGGCCAACUGGUUUGGGAAAGGAAAGCGUGGCCUCAUCAUGGGCCUCUGGAACGCGCACACCUCCGUGGGAAACAUCCUGGGCUCGCUGCUGGCGGCAUACAUGCUGCAGUACGGCUGGGGCUGGUCCUUCAUCGUCCCCGGCAUCGUCAUAGUCGUGAUGGGCCUCGUCAUCUUCUCCUUCCUGGUGGUGGAGCCCCAGGACAUCGGCUUCCUGCCCCAGAGCGGCUCGGUCGUGGGCAGCAUAGCCGCGUCGGAGGUGGACACCCCCCGCUCCGAGGCCUCCUUCGGCUCGGACCUGGGCGACGACGCGCGCGACUACCUGCAGCGCCACCUGUCGGUGAUGGCCGACCGCCAGCGCGGCGGCCUGGUCCCCGCCCACGUCGCCGCCAAGCUGGCGGCGCACCACACCGUGCGCCCCGCGCCGCGCCACGGCAUGUUUGGCAUGGGCUCCACGCUGGUCCUGGUGGACCAGGCGCGCGAGGUCCCCGAGCCCGGCGCCGAGGACGAGCUGGGCAGCCUGGGGCCACGCCCGGCCAAGGUGAGCGCCGGUUUCUGGGGUGCCUGGACCAUCCCGGGCGUCACAGUCUACGCGCUGACCCUCUUCUUCGCCAAGCUGGUGGCCUACACCUUCCUCUACUGGCUGCCCUACUACAUCAACGCCCAGAAGGUGGGCGACCGCCACCUCACCCCCACCGAGGCGGGCCAGCUGUCCAUCCUCUUCGACGUCGGCGGCGUGCUGGGCGGCGCGCUGGCGGGCCACCUGUCGGACGUGACGGGGGCCUCGGCCGUGGUGUCCUCCUCGUUCGUCUGGCUCACCAUCCCCGUGCUCUGGCUCUACCGCCACUACGGCUCCGUCAGCUUCACGGUCAACAUCACGUUGAUGAUGGUGGCCGGCUUCUUCGUCAACGGACCCUAUGCCCUCAUCACCACCGCGGUGUCGGCAGACCUGGGCUCGUCCUUGACUGGCAACGAGAAGGUGCUGGCCACGGUGACGGCCAUCAUCGACGGCAUGGGGUCGGUGGGCGCGGCCAUCGGGCCCAUGGUCACGGGCUACAUCUCGGAGCUCCCGGGCGGCUUCGACAACGUCUUCCUCAUGCUCUACGGGGCAGCCGCCUGCGCGGGUAGCCAGGCCGCGGCCUCGUUCAGGUUUGUCACGGAGCUCAGCACGAUCUCGGCGUUGAGGUUGUUGGGGAUGGAGUCCAAGGAUCUGCUGCGUGCACGGCGAGGGACCACCAAGGAUUCGAUGCCGGGCUCCACCCCCGCCGACUUGCUGGACUACACCCAGAUCUCCUCGGCGGAUGACUUCCGGUACCUGCCGCCGGGCGUGUCUGCCGACGCACACGAGGCCACCAUCGACAAUGAGACGGGGCGGGUCCUUUGA